GAAGUUAAUGGAGAGACAGAGUUAACCUGCAGCCCUCACAGACGUUUUGUGUUUCAUUGGAUAUCCUGAUGAGCCCUGUUAAUAUGGGUUUGUGAUUGGCAUGGCAGAGGUCACCCGGUGGUAAUGUUUUAAUGGAUCACAACAAGAAAAACCCUGAUUGAUCCACAGCAGUGAGCAGGAAGUGUUGACCCCGUCCUUCUUCCAGCUGGGCACUAUGGAAUCGUCCACACUGGGGAAGGCAGCAUCUCUGGACACUCUCAUAAAUGAAUGCAUUCAUAUAUUUGAUGACAGCGGGGAGCUGCAGGCCAACUUACUCCCUCGCAGCCUGCUGCUGAUGCAUCGCUGGUACAUCACAUCCUCAGAAUUGGCGGGAAAACUACUGACGAUGUACCGGGACUGCACAGGUGACAGCUGCCAGAGAACCAGGUUGAAGAUUUGUUAUUUAAUGAGGUACUGGAUUGUGACAUUCCCUGCAGAGUUCUACCUGGAUUUUGGUCUGAUCCGGAUAACAGAGGAGUUCAGAAGUGUGGCUGCUCAGCUCGGCUGUGACAAGCAUUUCAAGCUCCUUGACAUCUCCACCAUUCCAUCAUAUGACUGGAUGCGUAAGUUGACCCAACGCAAGAAGCAGGCAAAGAAAGGCAAGGCAUCAUUGCUCUUUGAUCACCUGGAGCCCAUGGAGCUGGCUGAGCAUCUCACCUUCCUGGAGUUCAAGUCUAUACGGAGGAUAUCGUUUACAGAUUACCAGAGCUACGUUAUCCAUGGCUGCCUGGUGGACAACCCAACUCUGGAGCGCUCCAUCGCUCUGUUCAAUGGAGUGUCACAGUGGGUCCAGCUUAUGGUGCUCAGCAAGCUAACACCUCAGACCCGCGCAGAGGUUAUUACCAAAUACAUCUAUGUGUCUCAGAAACUUCUGCAGCUGCAGAACUUCAACACUUUGAUGGCAGUGGUUGGGGGCCUGAGCCACAGCUCCAUUUCUCGACUAAAGGAUACUCACACUCAUCUGGCUCCAGAAGUUGUGAAGACCUGGAGCGAGAUGACAGAGCUGGUCUCUUCCAACAACAAUUACUCCUGUUACCGAAAGGCCUUCAGUGAAUGCCAGGGCUUUAAAAUCCCAAUCCUGGGUGUGCACCUUAAGGACCUGAUUGCAGUGCAUGUGGUCUUUCCUGACUGGGUUCAUGACAGUAAGAAGAUGAACCUGGUGAAGAUGCAUCAGCUCUACAUCACCUUCAAUGAGUUGGUGUCACUGCAGAGUGCAGUGGCUCAGGUGGAGCCCAACAUGGACCUAAUCUACCUGUUAACGCUUUCUUUAGACCUUUACUACACAGAAGACGAGAUUUAUGAACUGUCUUUGCUAAGGGAACCACGUAACCCCAAAUUUCUGCCCACCUCUCCAACAACUCACAACAAGCUCCUGGUCCCACUGGACUGGGCCUCCGGUGUCACCACCAAACCAGACCCUUGUGUGGUCAAUAAACACAUCAGGAAAGUGGUGGAUUCUGUGUUCAGGAAUUAUGACCAUGACCAUGAUGGCUAUAUUUCUCAAGAGGACUUUGAGAGCAUUGCUGCUAAUUUUCCCUUCCUGGACUCCUUCUGCGUUUUGGACAAAGAUCAAGAUGGAUUGAUCAGUAAGGAUGAGAUGAUAGCAUAUUUCCUCCGGGCCAAUCCACUGCUGCAGUGUAAGAUGGGUCCAGGUUUCAUCCACUGCUUCCAGGAGAUGACGUACUUGAAGCCCACCUUCUGUGAACACUGUGCUGGAUUUCUCUGGGGAAUCAUCAAACAGGGCUACAAGUGCAUAGACUGUGGUGUUAACUGCCAUAAACAGUGUCGGGAGCUGCUGGUUCUGGCCUGUAGGAAGCUUAUCCGCUCGAGCUCUCUGAGGAGCAUUUCACCAGCCAGACUGACCCACAGCUCACUGCCCAGUAGCCCAGCAGUGCCCACCUGUGGAGAUGAGGAUGAGGUGUUUGCGUUCCCAGUGGUCACAUCAACAGGUCCAGCUCUGGACUCUCAGUCCAUCACCCUGAUGACUGGGUCAGCCCAGAGGAUUUCUGUGCGCCUGCAGAGGGCUCCCACCAGCCAGGCCACCCAGAGCGAUCCCCUGUGGCCCAAACACAACUGGGGGGCCACAGAUGGUGGCUCACACACCUUCCCCAAAAUGAAAUGCAGGACUCACAGGAAAACUUCGAAAAGUAAAGGUUUUGCCUGCUGGGAAAACCAGAAGGAGCAGACAGUUUCUGCACGGUGCAGCACUGACUCUGAGGAGAAGUCUGCCAUCUCAGGAGAGCUUGUGCACAAUGGGAUUACACACAGAGGGAAGGACAGCUGACUUGAUAAUUUUGGUGAGUGCCAUACCCUGGGGUCCAGAAAGCCCCUAGGGGCUGGGACCAGGAAGCUCUUCUGUUUGGCAGAUAUUCUGGGUUGCCUGAGAUCCCACUUCAGUGACCUGGAGUUAUCAUGUCCUCUCUAGUCGCCAGCACAAGCAGAGCUACAUGUGGACACUGUGAAGCUGCAUUAAAGGACAAAAUGCAUGGUCUCUGGCAGAGAAAACAAAAAGGAAACAGAUGAGCUCAGUGGAUACUGGACACCCACGGUUAAUUAUGUGAAGAGACAUCCACCUUGGCAGCAUAAUCCGCUUGGGAUCAGUGUAAUUUACGUCUGAGUUUGAUUCGGGAUGUACAUAACAUCACCUCUUGAAAAAGUGAAGAAACAUGUUUUAAACUUCCAGGGCACGAAUGGAUUCAGUUUAGUGCAUCAAAGACACAAAGUUACUUUAUCUCAGACAGCUUUUUAAUUUGAUAGGGUGCAGUAUGAUACAGUAAAAGGCUGAUCUGAUGAAAGCAACAAGCAAGUUCUUGAUGGUCAUUUCCCAAGUUGGAAUGAUCAGAAAAAGCAUGGUGGAUAUGGGGCAGUAUGUAGAUAUGUGUAUGGUGAGUUAAAAAUGGAAAGUCUAAAGGUAUGUGUAUUUUAAGGGCAUCCAACCCAUCUGACAUAUACAACUUUGAAGAUUGAUGGUUCUGAAAAACCCUGGAAUCUAUUAAAUGAUAUUUCUGAGUGGUCAUUGCCAAUGUUUUUAAUGUAAUACCUCUCUCUCCUCUGUUGUCCUCCUGCUGAACCUUUCAUCAGCUUUUGGCACAGUAAACCAUCAGACCCUCCUCUACAUCCUCCACAAACUGGGAGUGUCUGACCCAGCACUCUCCCUGUUCCAAUCCUACCUCAAAGGCCAAACUUACAGGGUAAUUUUUAGAAGAUCUGUGUUUGAACCUUCUAGCCUCACUACCAGGGAACCUCUGGGUUCUGUUAUAGGUGGCAUCGUCUUUUCUCUGUACAGCAAGUUACUGGGCUCUCUUAUUCACUCACAUGGCUUUUCAUACCACAGCUAUGCAGGUGACAAACUAAUUCUGUCCUUUCCAUGGUCUGAAAACCCAGAUGGCUGACAUCUCUCAGUGGAUGUUGACACCACCUGAAGCUCCUUCUGGACAAGACUGAGCUGCUUUUUCUUCCAAGGAAGACAUCUCCUAUCCACAACCUUUCCAUUAGCAUGGAGAACUCUGUGUUAUCUGCGACUCGGACUGCAAGGAACCUGGGUGUGACACUGGAUGACCAGCUGUCAUAUGCUUUCAAUAUUGAUGUGAUAACCCGCAGCUGCAUAUGACCACAACAUCAGAAGAAUAGUUGUUUUCCUUACCCAGAGGGCGGCACAUUGUUCUCCCCCACUACACUGCUCCUCCACACACUGCACUGUCUACCAAUGCCUGCUCGAGUCCAAUUAAAGUCACUGUUACUUAACUUUGAUGAAUUUGAUGUAUUUGCAUGAUUCUUGCAAUUUCUGGGUGGCAUCUUCCAGGGUAAAUGCACUUAUUGUAAGUCCCUUUGGAUAAAAGCAUGAACUAUAUGAAUGUCACAAAAUGUAAUUCAUGCAACUAUUCCUGACAACUACAGUGUGGUAAACUCUCCCAUAGCCUUAAUUCAUUCAUGAGCAGAUGU
Etheostoma spectabile (orangethroat darter) is the source of this 3981-nucleotide messenger RNA. RefSeq names its product RAS guanyl releasing protein 3 (calcium and DAG-regulated) (gene rasgrp3). The record is from RefSeq and is a predicted model, not a curated record. Gene Ontology annotation, cellular component: plasma membrane. NCBI's taxonomy places the organism in Eukaryota, Metazoa, Chordata, Actinopteri, Perciformes, Percidae. The coding region runs from base 215 to 2323 and encodes 702 amino acids. Gene Ontology annotation, biological process: Ras protein signal transduction. Gene Ontology annotation, molecular function: guanyl-nucleotide exchange factor activity; calcium ion binding. The transcript has 17 exons.